Molecule: messenger RNA, 819 nt
Organism: Microthlaspi erraticum
Lineage: Eukaryota; Viridiplantae; Streptophyta; Magnoliopsida; Brassicales; Brassicaceae
Source: the annotation of a GenBank genome assembly
AUGCCUCAAGAUAUUGUCAGUGACAGGGAUCCAACAUUCUUGAGCGAAGUUUGGAAAGAGAUGUUCAGGGUCCAUGGGGUCGACCUCAAAUUCUCCACAGCCUACCACCCUCAAACUGACGGACAGACUGAGGUGACUAACAAGACCUUGGAAACGUACCUGCGCUGCAUGACAUCAGAGGCACCACACACAUGGAGCAAGUGGCUACCUCUGGCUGAAUGGUGGUACAACACUACCUUUCACAGCGCCAUACAGAGUACUCCUUUUGAGAUCGUAUACGGUCAGCCUCCUCCACUGCACUUACCAUACCUGCCUGGAGAAAGUUCUUCUUCCGUGAUUGAUAGAAACCUGCAGAAAAGGGAAGAGCUGAUAAACAUGCUGAAAUUCCAUUUGUUGCGAGCUCAGAACAAGAUGAAGCAAUACGCGGACUCACGCAGAUCUAUGCGCGAUUUUAAGAUUGGUGAUUUUGUCUACCUCAAAUUCCAACCCUACAGACAGAACUCUCUCAAGAACAGAAAGAGUGGGAAAGGUCGCCUACAAACUGGAGCUCUCUCAUCUGCAGCCAUCCCCAACGUGUUUCACGUGAGCCAGCUGAAAUUGUGCCCAAACCCAACAACCUCGGCUCCGGCACUACCACAGUACCUACUCGACAUUGGCAACUCCAAGGAACCAGAGUCGAUACUUGAGAAGAAAAUGGUCCAGCGACAGAACAAAGGGGUGACUAAACUCUUGGUUAAAUGGAAAGGCUAUCCGGAAGAGCAGGCUACUUGGGAGUUCUAUCAGGACUUCAUAAGUAAGUUCCCAGAUUUCCAGACUUGA